CUACCAGUUGCCUUUUUGCAAGUACAAGAAAUAAUCACAAACAAUCAAAAUGAUGAAAAUCAUCGUCCUCGUUGCCGCGCUCGUCGCCAUGGUAUCCGCCAAGCCAGCUUUGUUAAGCGCUCCUCUGGUGGCCGCCCCAGCACCUAUAGUUACAGCCAGCAGCUCUCAGUACUACCACCGCAUUAACAAUGGUCUUGCUGCCUACGUCGCUGCCCCUGCCGCCUACGUUGCCUCAGCUCCCUAUGUAGCUGCCUCCGCUCCUUAUGUCGCCGCGUCACCUUAUGUAGCAUCUCCCUAUGUUGCGUCACCCUACCUCGCUUCUCCUGCUGUUGUUGCUGUCGAAAGUAAAGUAAAAAUUGACCCAUGCUAUAAAAGAAGUCUUCAACCACCACUAACCAUCACUUGUUUCUUACUCUUACAAGAAAAACAACAACAAAACACAAUGAUGAAGAUCAUCGUCCUCGUUGCCGCGUUAGUCGCCAUGGCAUCCGCCAAACCAGCUUUAGUCAGCGCUCCUCUGGUGGCCGCCCCAGCACCUAUAGUUACAGCCAGCAGCUCUCAGUACUUCCACCGCAUCAACAAUGGUCUUGCUGCCUACGUCGCUGCCCCUGCCGCCUACGUUGCCUCAGCUCCCUAUGUAGCUGCUUCCGCUCCUUAUGUCGCCGCGUCACCUUAUGUAGCAUCUCCCUAUGUUGCGUCACCCUACCUCGCUUCUCCUGCUGUUGUUGCUGUCUAAAUGAAUUCAUCUCAAUGAUAUAUUAAAAUGCCGAAACAUA
Danaus plexippus (monarch butterfly) is the source of this 776-nucleotide messenger RNA. RefSeq names its product calphotin. Lineage: Eukaryota; Metazoa; Arthropoda; Insecta; Lepidoptera; Nymphalidae. The coding region runs from base 50 to 736 and encodes 228 amino acids. The record is from RefSeq and is a predicted model, not a curated record. The transcript is spliced from 5 exons.